AUGGACACAACCAACAAGGAAGAAACAGUGCCCGAGUCCGGAUCGGACUGGGCCGAGUUGACCCAGGAGUGCCUGAUCAACAUACUGGGUCGGGUUAGCCUGGAGCAGCGCUGGCGUGGGGCGAUGCUGGUCUGCAAGUCAUGGCUGCAGGCGUGCAAGGAGCCUUGCCUCAACUCCGCCUUCGACCUCCAGCCUGACUUCGAGUCCGCUCGCUGGUGGACCCCGGAGUUCGAGAGAAGGGUUGAUUCCAUUCUCCAAUCUGUCGUUGAUUGGAGCGCUGGCUCGCUUCGACACAUUCGUACCACCCACUGCUCUAAUCACUCUCUAUCUUUCGUCGCUCAACGGUGCCCGAACCUCGAGGUUCUUUCAAUCAAGUGCUGCCCGAAUGUAACUGAUUCAUCCAUGGCUGACAUAGCUUUUCGGUGCCCCAUGAUCCGGGAACUUGACAUCAGCUAUUGCCAUGAAAUAUCUCAUGAGUCUCUGGUGUUGAUUGGAAGGAAUUGCCCAAAUCUCAAAAUCUUGAAAAGGAAUUUAAUGAAUUGGUUAGAUCCUUCCGAGCACGCUGGGGUAGUUCCUGACGAGUACUUAAAAACUUGCCCUCAGGAUGGAAAUUCAGAAGCUGCUGCAAUUGGCAAAUCUAUGCCCAAUUUGGAGCACCUGGAACUUCGGUUCUCCAAGGUAUCGGCUAAAGGGUUUGCUUUGAUAUCUGUAGGGUGUCCAAAUCUUGAGUACUUGGAUUUGUUUGGGUGUGUAAACUUGACCAGUCGCGAUAUUGAGAAUGCAACAUCCAAUCUGAAGAAUUUGAAGGAGAUUAAGAAGCCAAAUUUUUACAUCCCCAGGUCAGUGUUCCAUACAGAGAGGUAUGGCCAUUGGAGGCUGUAUGACGAGAGAUUCCAGACAGAUGUUUUCAGAAUCUAA
Molecule: messenger RNA, 918 nt
Organism: Prunus armeniaca (apricot)
Lineage: Eukaryota; Viridiplantae; Streptophyta; Magnoliopsida; Rosales; Rosaceae
Source: the annotation of a GenBank genome assembly